AUGGAGGAGGACGGCCCUAGCCGGAGCGGCCUGCCGCCGGUCGGGGAGUGCGAAUGGAGGGAGGAGCUGAGGCAGCAGCAGUCCCAGGUCGAGGCGCUGCGCGACAGGCUCGUGGAGGUCAAGGUCGGGAUGCGGCGCUCCGAGGACGAUUCCGGCCGGGAGCUCGAGCACCUGUGCCGCAGGGUCAAGACCAUCGCCACCCUGCUGGCCUACCUCAAAUCCAAGGCCAGGAUCAUGGCGAUACCGCACCUCGCGCACACGUCCUGCGGGAUCAGGAACCAGGACGGCGUGGGGUUCGUCGACCGGCACGGGGUGCCCCUGGCCGAUUGGUCCAAGGCCGCUGAGCCCGCCUCCUGUGGGGGAGGUUCGGAUGACAGGGCGUCGGCAGAGGGUAGCGGCGUUCACAAAAAUUGUGAUGCCGUUGAGGGGGAUGGAGAUGUAGAUGAUAUUCUUAAGUCCAUCCGUGUGGUGACAGACGUCAUGGAGUCUCUUGUGAAGAGAGUGAUUGUGGCUGAGUCUGAAACUGCUAAUGAGAAGGAAAAGGUGAGGAUUGGCUUGGAAGAGAUCAGGAGGAAGACCAUACAGGUCGAGUCCAUGUCGGUCAAAGUCGAGGAGAUGGAGAAAUUUGCGGUCGGUACGAAUGGUAUGCUGAAUGAGAUGAGGCAGCGGGUUGAAGAUAUGGUGCUGGAGACCACUCGGCAGAGGCAGCGCGCUGCUGAAAAUGAGCAGGAGCUCAGUCGUGUGAAGAACGACUUUGAGUCGCUCAGAACUUAUGUGAGCACACUCGUUAGUGUCAGAGAAACUCUUCUUUCAUCGGAGAAGCAAUUCGAGACAAUGGAGAAGCUUUUUGACAGGCUAGUCGCAAGGACCAACCAGCUCGAGACUGAGAAAGCACAGAAAGAAGCUGAAGUCCAGAAGGUGAUGGAGGAAAAUGUGAGGCUACGUGCCAUGGUCGACAAGAAGGACGCACAGCUCCAGGCGAUGAGUGAGCAGUGCAAGUUCAUGGCUCUGAACCGUCCAAACUAG
Triticum turgidum subsp. durum (durum wheat) is the source of this 1026-nucleotide messenger RNA. Lineage: Eukaryota; Viridiplantae; Streptophyta; Magnoliopsida; Poales; Poaceae. The record is from the annotation of a GenBank genome assembly.